Molecule: messenger RNA, 1032 nt
Organism: Fukomys damarensis (Damara mole-rat)
Lineage: Eukaryota; Metazoa; Chordata; Mammalia; Rodentia; Bathyergidae
Gene: A4galt
Product: alpha 1,4-galactosyltransferase (P blood group)
Exons: 3
Biological process (GO): protein O-linked glycosylation
Molecular function (GO): acetylglucosaminyltransferase activity
Source: RefSeq, a predicted model, not a curated record
CGACAGCUGAGACCCACCCAGAUGCACUUGCAGGUACCGAGAGGGCACAGAAAGGCUGCACUCCGACUUCUGGGUCAGGACGGUGUCCCAGGAUGGUCAGGUGUCAGCAGUGACGGGGCCGGGCUUCCCUGCCCUCCAUCUGCCCACUGCUCAAGCCGCAGGAUCGCAGACCUGCUGGUCCCGUGAUCUGGGGAGACCAUGUCCGGGCUCCCGGACCGCCUGCUGCGACUGCUGUGGGGCACCCCCAGGCAGCGGGUCUGCACCCUCUGCCUCGUGGGCUUCAAGUUCUCGUGCUUUGUCUUCGUGGUGAUCUACUGGCAUGUUGGGGGAGCGCCUGGGGACCGGGGGCACCUCCAUACCCUGCCCGUGGACGUGCCCUGCCCGACGCCGGUGUCCCCCGGCCCGAGCAACAGCACCCCACUUGGGGGCGACAUCUUCUUCCUGGAGACGUCUGAGCAGACCACCCCCAACUUCCUGUUCGCGUGCUCCGUGGAGUCGGCCGCCAGGGCGCACCCCAAGUCCCGCGUGGCGGUGCUGAUGAAGGGGCUGCACGGCCGCACCGCGCCCCCUCCCCGGCACCUGGGCCUCUCGCUCCUGGGCUGCUUCCCCAACGUCCGGUUGCUGCCGCUGGACCUGGACGCGCUGUUCCGGGGGACGCCGCUGGCCCCCUGGCACGCGGCCGCGCGGGGGCGCUGGGAGCCCUACCUGCUGCCCGUGAUCUCGGACGCCGCCCGCCUCGCGCUGCUGUGGAAGUUCGGGGGCGUCUACCUGGACACGGACUUCAUCGUCCUCCGCGGCCUGGGGCACCUCAGCAACGCGCUGGGCACCCAGUCGCGCUACGUCCUCAACGGGGCCUUCCUGGCCUUCGAGCGGCAGCACGAGUUCCUGGCGCUGUGCAUGCGCGACUUCGUGGCCCAGUACAACGGCUGGGUGUGGGGCCACCAGGGCCCGCAGCUGCUCACGCGCGUCUUCAAGAAGUGGUCAUCGUCCUCCGCGGCCUGGGGCACCUCAGCAACGCGCUGGGCACCCAGU